GUCCCCUCGGGUCUCCAGCCCAGAAUUUUCAUUCCACUGAUAGCAGCCGAACUGUGAACAACAGAACAAUACAAGUAUUUAAGGUCUAAGCAAGAGCAACAAAACUUUUUAACAUGUCUUCUGAAGAAUCACCCGGUGGAGGCGAGGGAGGCGAUGGAGCCGGAUCUGGAUCGGCAAAGGGCACGACCACGGCCGGAGCCGCCCUGAUGAUGGCCAGCCCUUGGCUGACGGUGGCCGCUGCCACCGCCUACACCACAACCGCCAUGUGGGCCAAGCUACGUGAAAUGGGCAUAUUCAAGAGUUUGCGGGGUCGCAAGUCUGCCGCCGCCGCCGCCGCCGCCGCAGCCGACGACGAGGAUGCCGCCGAUGCCGCUGGUGACGCCUCGCAGACAACCGAUGAGGUGCUAAAGCUGUUCCAGGACGGAACUGCCAUCGAUGGCUUGCUACUGCAGGAUCAGGAACUGCAGCAGCGUGAAGAGGGUCUGGGACCCGAUCGACCACUAGAGUUGUCGCCCAUUGGCUUCUAAAUGGGUGGCCACAGGAUGAGGACACAAAUGCAACACUAACUACACACACACACACACCGCACACUUAAUGGUUUAGUUACCCACCCCCCCACACACGAAAAAAGGGAUACAAACGGACACUGAGAACCCACACGCACACACCAAAGAUAAUUGUAAUGCUUGCGCGUUCCAAGGGGGAUGGAUAAGCAGGAGGACACACACAUCGCCACCCUCAAGGCCAACACAAAUUGUUAGUCAUAAUUCUGGCAAUCGAAAUUAAUUGUGAAUCAAACACGAUGAUGUUAAAGCCUCCUCGAAUGACAAGAUGUAUCCCACAUCAAUCUGCAUCAAUACAUAUAAACCAUUUAUUGAAAGACAA
Drosophila miranda is the source of this 885-nucleotide messenger RNA. RefSeq lists its product as uncharacterized. Bases 114 to 527 code for a protein of 137 amino acids. The record is from RefSeq and is a predicted model, not a curated record. Lineage: Eukaryota; Metazoa; Arthropoda; Insecta; Diptera; Drosophilidae. The transcript is spliced from 2 exons.